AUGGACCUGCGUCAAAUCCAAUGUGGAAUUCAGACUGCAGCAAUGUUGGUGCUUCCUAGUAAGGCAAUGGUGAACCAUAACAUAAUAUCAGAGGAAAUAUCUGAAGGUAGUGCUGUGAUGAAGUGUCCAAAAGAGGAUGUGUUGGUGCUCUGCAGGACAUUCUUAGGGGUCCCUAUGUCUGACAGUGCCGAGGAUGAGUACCUUGGCAAUGAGGAAGAAAAGAAAAAGCUGGAAAUACGAAGAUGUGCCUGUCACUCCCCAAUAGUCACCUUUGAAUCCAGGAAACCUGUGCUGGCUCUGACUGAAGGUUAUGUUGGCUCUCUGCAUGAAAACAGACAUGGUAGUUCUGUGCAGAUACGGAGGCGAAAGGCUUCGGGGGAUCCUUACUGGGCGUACUCGGGUACCUAUGGUCCCGAGCACUGGGUUACUUCCAGCGAGAAGUGUGGAGGGUCUCACCAGUCUCCCAUAGACAUCGUAGACCAUCUGGCCCACGUUGGAGAUGAGUAUCAAGAACUGCAACUUGAUGGUUUUGACAAUGAGUCUUCGAACAAGACUUGGAUGAAAAACACAGGGAAAACGGUUGCUAUCCUGCUGAAGGACGAUUAUUUUGUCAGUGGUGCUGGGUUACCAGGAAGAUUCAAGGCAGAGAAAGUGGAGUUUCACUGGGGUCAGACCAACGGAUCAGCUGGCUCUGAGCACAGCAUCAACGGCAAGAGGUUCCCUGUUGAGAUGCAGAUUUACUUCUACAAUCCCGAUGACUUUGACAGUUUUGGAACAGCAGUUCUAGAAAACAGGGUAGUAGGAGCCAUGGCUGUGUUUUUUCAAGUCAGUCAGAGGGACAAUUCAGCACUGGAUCCCAUUAUCCAUGGGUUGAAGGGCGUCGUACAUCACGAGAAGGAGACCUUUCUGGAUCCCUUUGUGCUGAGGGAACUUCUGCCAACUUCGCUGGGGAGCUACUACCGCUACACAGGUUCCCUGACUACUCCUCCGUGCAGUGAGAUCGUGGAGUGGAUCGUUUUUCGGAAGCCUGUUCCCAUUUCUUACCAUCAGCUGGAGGCAUUCUACUCCAUCUUCACUACUGAACAGCAAGACCAUGUGAAGUCCGUGGAGUACCUGAGGAAUAACUUCCGACCACAGCAAAGCCUGAACAACAGGAAGAUAUCCAAGUCUGCUGUGAAGGAUGCUUGGAACCAAGAUAUGACAGACCUCUUGGAAAAUCCACUCGGCACAGAAGCUUCCAAAGCUUGCAGCACUCCUCCAGUGAACAUGAAAGUGCAACCUGUGAACAGGACGGCGUUACUGGUAACCUGGAACCAACCAGAAACCAUCUACCACCCUCCGAUCAUGAACUACAUGAUCUCAUAUAGCUGGGCUAAAAAUGAAGAUGAAAAGGAGAAGACUUUCACCAAGGACAGUGACAAGGACCUGAAGGCCAUCAUUAGCCAUGUCUCACCUGACAUCCUUUAUCUGUUCAGAGUUCAAGCAGUUUGCCGAAAUGAAAUGCGUAGUGACUUUAGCCAGACUAUGCUCUUUCAAGCUAACACCACUCGAAUUUUCGAGGGGACCAGAAUUGUGAAGACAGGAGUGCCCACGGCAUCUCCUGCCUCCUCAGCUGACAUGGCUCCCAUCAGCUCUGGCUCCUCCACCUGGACCUCCUCGGGGCUCCCCUUCUCCUUCGUGUCCAUGGCCACAGGGAUGGGGCCUUCCUCCAGUGGCAGCCAGGCCACCGUGGCCUCAGUGGUGACCAGCACCUUGCUGGCAGGGCUGGGUUUCAGCGGUGGUGGCAUCUCCUCCUUCCCCAGCAGCGUCUGGCCCACCCGGCUGCCCACAGCAGCCGCCCCCAGCAAACAGGCGGGACGGCCCGUGGUGGCCACCACCGAGGCCGCCGCCGCCUCCCCAGGGCCGGAGCGGGACUCGGCACUGACCAAGGAUGGCGAGGGAGCUGAGGAGGGGGAGAAGGAUGAAAAGAGUGAAAGUGAGGAUGGGGAGCGGGAGCACGAGGAAGAGGAAGAAAAGGAUGCUGAAAAGAAGGAGAGAGACAGGGCGACGGCAGCCGCUGAGGCGCGCAAUAGCACAGAGCCCAGCGUGGCUGUGGCUUCCCCCAACCGGACUGCUGAGGAAGAAGGAAAUAAAACCAUAUCGGGUGAAGAGCCAAACCAAAACAUUGCCCCUGCGGCUGGAGGUCCCGAGGAGGAGAGCUUGGAUGAAGCCAACACUCAGCCCCAGCCGCUCCCUUCCACCCAAGUGCCACCAGCGUUCACCGAUGAACUGUACCCGGGCAAGAUCCCAAGAAGACCAGAGACUACAAGAAAACCUCCUCCAAAGGAGGACAGGUUUCCAGAGGAAUACCCCUCAGAUAACAAAUUCAUCACCAUUAAUCCAGCUGGCAAGAACAGCUCCAGCAUGGCCACGAGACCUUCUCCUGGUAAAAUGGAAUGGAUCAUCCCACUCAUUGUGGUCUCAGCACUGACCUUCGUGUGCCUCAUUCUCCUCAUCGCUGUGCUUGUCUACUGGAGAAAGUGUUUCCAGACUGCUCAUUUCUAUGUGGAGGACAGCAGUUCCCCCCGUGUGGUCCCCAAUGAAAGUAUUCCCAUUAUACCUAUUCCAGAUGAUAUGGAAGCAAUUCCAGUCAAGCAGUUUGUUAAACACAUCAGUGAGCUGUAUUCUAAUAACCAGCAUGGGUUCUCAGAAGACUUUGAGGAGGUGCAGCGCUGUACGGCCGACAUGAACAUCACUGCAGAGCAUUCCAACCACCCCGACAACAAGCACAAGAACAGAUACAUCAACAUCCUGGCCUAUGAUCACAGCAGGGUGAAGCUAAGGCCUUUACCGGGGAAAGAUUCUAAGCACAGUGACUACAUUAAUGCUAAUUAUGUCGAUGGUUACAACAAAGCAAAAGCCUACAUUGCUACCCAGGGACCUUUAAAGUCUACCUUUGAAGAUUUCUGGAGGAUGAUUUGGGAACAAAAUACUGGAAUCAUUGUCAUGAUCACAAACCUUGUUGAAAAAGGAAGAAGGAAAUGUGAUCAGUACUGGCCGACAGAGAACAGCGAGGAGUACGGCAACAUCAUCGUCACGCUGAAGAGCACAAACGUCCACGCCUGCUACACCCUGCGCCGCUUCACCGUCAGGAACACGAAGAUGAAAAAGGGUCAGAAGGGAAACCCCAAGGGGCGGCAGAACGAGAGAACGGUUAUUCAGUAUCACUACACGCAGUGGCCCGACAUGGGUGUGCCCGAGUACGCGCUGCCCGUGCUCACCUUCGUCAGGAGAUCCUCUGCAGCCAGGACCCCGGACAUGGGACCAGUGGUGGUGCACUGCAGUGCUGGUGUUGGCAGGACUGGUACCUACAUUGUGAUAGACAGUAUGCUGCAACAAAUAAAAGACAAAAGCACAGUUAAUGUCCUGGGUUUCCUGAAACAUAUCAGGACACAGCGCAACUACCUCGUCCAGACAGAGGAGCAGUACAUUUUUAUUCAUGAUGCCUUGUUGGAAGCCAUCCUUGGGAAGGAGACUGAAGUGUCUGCAAACCAGCUGCAUAGUUAUGUUAACAGCAUCCUCAUACCUGGCAUAGGAGGGAAGACACGACUAGAAAAGCAGUUCAAGCUGGUUACACAGUGUAAUGCAAAAUACGUGGAAUGCUUCAGUGCUCAGAAAGACUGCAACAAAGAGAAGAACAGGAACUCAUCAGUCGUGCCGUCUGAGCGUGCUAGAGUGGGCUUGGCACCGCUGCCUGGAAUGAAGGGAACAGAUUACAUUAAUGCCUCUUAUAUCAUGGGCUACUACAGGAGUAAUGAGUUCAUCAUAACACAACAUCCACUGCCACAUACGACUAAAGAUUUCUGGCGAAUGAUCUGGGAUCACAAUGCACAGAUCAUUGUCAUGCUGCCGGACAACCAGAGCCUGGCAGAAGAUGAGUUUGUGUACUGGCCAAGUCGUGAGGAAUCCAUGAACUGUGAGGCCUUUACUGUGACCCUUAUCAGCAAAGACAGACUGUGCCUCUCUAACGAAGAGCAAAUUAUCAUCCAUGACUUUAUCCUUGAAGCUACCCAGGAUGACUACGUUCUGGAAGUCCGCCACUUUCAGUGCCCCAAAUGGCCAAACCCAGACGCUCCCAUAAGCAGUACCUUUGAACUUAUCAAUGUGAUCAAGGAAGAGGCCUUAACAAGGGAUGGCCCCACCAUAGUUCAUGAUGAGUAUGGAGCUGUGUCAGCAGGAACGCUAUGUGCCCUUACCACUCUGUCCCAGCAGCUGGAGAAUGAAAAUGCUGUCGAUGUUUUCCAGGUGGCAAAGAUGAUAAAUCUUAUGCGGCCUGGAGUAUUUACAGACAUUGAACAGUACCAGUUUCUUUAUAAGGCAAUGCUAAGCUUGGUCAGCACUAAGGAAAAUGGAAAUGGUCCCAUGACACUGGACAAAAAUGGUGCUGUGAUGGCCAGUGACGAAUCUGAUCCCGCAGAAAGCAUGGAGUCUCUUGUCUAAUUGGAAACCUGAAAAGGCACUUAAUUUGUAGAACUUCUGAAGACUGAGUGAACUUUUUUGAGGCCUUUUUUGCCAGACUCUAGGUUAUACAAUAACCCAAUUACUUUUUUACACUGAUAAAAGUUUUGAUAUUUAUUUUUUGCCAUUUUAUGUCUUAAUGGUAUCCUACUGAGCAUUUGCACCUCUGUUUAUUUCACACAGUGAAACGCAAUUUUAUCUAGUUUGCACUAUAUGAUCAGUGUUACUGCCUAUAAUACUCUAAUACAAGACAAGCCCUGAUGUGACAUUCCAUGACAACAAACAUACGCUUUUUUCUGUUUUGUUUAAAUGCAGUGAAGUUUUGCUAACUACAGUGACCCUCGAAUCCUAAAUCUUGAAUGCUAGGCCAGAUGGAUUCUUUCUACAACAGAUACUGUACCCCUUCAUACCAUAUUUAUUAUUUAAUGAUCAUGUCACAGUUUUGAUAACGGUGUUCUGCAUUCCAUGGAGUGGAUGAGCAGUGUUCAUCCUUUCUUGACAAAACGUGGCAGGUGAUUAUUAGCUACAGUGAAGCCUUGUGGAGCUGAAACAAUUAUUUCUGUAUUGUUUCAAAUUGCUAUUUUGUACACUUACAGGCCUGAGACUUGCUUCACAUGGAAUAUAUGUUACAUACAAUAUAAUUAUAAAUUAGAUGCAAUUCAUAUUUGGGACACAGUGAUAGGUUUUGAAUUUACAAUUUCAAAGUUUCCCCAUGUAAUCAGAAAAAUGCUGAUUUUGUUUUAUAACCAACCCUGUGAUGGGAAGGUAUUUUGGUUUUAUUCUCAUCAGAGCCAAUACAGUGAGAAAUCUACUACAACCCAAAAUCAGACCUGUUUUCAGAUAUAUUAAAGGUAGCAAUAUUUUACAUUACUAAGCUAUUCAAUAUUUUAAACACAUCUAAUUUCCUUACUAUUUCUUGAAUAUGACCUCACACCUAAUGGUAUGUUACAUGAUGACAGGCGUUUCUUAAUUUCAUAACUGUUAGAUGCCAUUUUUACAGGUGUGUAAUUUUCAUACUUUAGUGCUAAAACAUAAAGUACUGAUCCAUAUUUACUGGUGAAGCAAACUAAUAAAAAAACUACCUAUAAAGUUACAUUCUCCCUCUUUUUUUUUGCCAGACUAAUUCUUUAGCACAAACCUAGCUUAUUGUGUUUUCCCUCCCACACCAAUGAAAUGGUUUCCCCCAGAUUAUAUAAAUAACUGAAUUAUUGUUUGGAGCAUUUAAGUAUACAUCCUAACUGGCUCCCUCUUCCUUUGUAUUGGUCAUAAUUCAACCAGGUCCAUCCCUGCUUAACAAAAGAAGUAAGCACAUGCUUAAUUCUCCUUAAAGUUAAUUGUGUCCCUCAUAGCUCAGCUGAGUAGGGAGGAGGGGUUAUUGAAUCUGCCUGGAAAAAGAAAUAUGUGAUUUCAGCCAUCCUGAUGUUUGGUGGACAGUUAAAGGCACUAUCCCUUAUAUAUAGCAUUAUUUUCUUCUGAAUUUCAACUGCACAAAACGUGCAUUGUAAUUUUUCAGGACUUGUCAAAAUGUUACAGCAUAUUUUUUUUUUCAUUUAAUACAGCCUAUUUUUUUUCACUUAAAUGUAAACCUAUUAAUUUCUACCAGUCCAGUCUUGCUGAAAUACAGACAUUUGGCAGAGUUCUGUGUAUUUUCACUCACAAGGAAGCUGAAAGCAAACUGCUUAAAAGGAUAUGGAGAGUAGGCAUUUUGGUUCAGGACCUCUCAUGAUGCAAACUGAUACGACCUUGCUGAGAGCAGAGGAGAUAAGCAAACUGGUAUGUGCUAAAAUCUGGCCUUUUGUCUUUAAUGAGAGAAAGAUUUCCUACUCAAUUAAUUCAACACCACAGUAUUCAAGAACUCAUCAGCAACCUUUCACUUCUCCGUUUGUUGAAUCCCUCUCCAUACAAGUGAUCCCAAUAACUGUUAAUGCUGAACAGGAUAAUAAGCCCGUGAUUUCAGUAAGGAAAUCUCAUGUCCAGCAACAGCUAGUCCAGAUAAAAAAUGUGCAGAACGUUUGAAAAGGUUGUAGUUUGCAUCCCCUUUGCACUGGGAUAGCCUGGCAUGGAGAAGGGAGUCAGUUAAUGUCUGGUAGGAGGUAGGACUGGCUCUACAGUCACUACACCCCAGUAACAGAAUUGUUUAGGUAAGUUUUCAAGUGCUGCUGCCUGCAAGGUCUGGAAGGUUUUACUGAUGGUCUGUUGGCCAGUGGGCAUCAUCAUUAGAGGCUGGGAAACCCCCCUGCACCCCCAGUAAUCAACCUGGCCCCAGGAAAUUCCAGCUGGUAGCACAAAGGGACUGAUGAGUUGGAUCAGUUCAAUCUGAAGUAUUUAAGUUCCUGGGGAGGUGUAGGGAGAAGUUAAGAAUUCAAACCCUGACAAGAGCUAAGUGACACGAAGAUUACUGCAGGCAUCAAGGGGGUUGGAUUUGUUCAGUACUUUCAGCUGAUUACUUUUCAUUUCACUGGCAUGAUGGAAGAUAACUGUGGUUCGUGACACACUGUCUGAAUACCCUUGGUUUAAUCCCUUACCUUCUCACAAGUUUUAAACAUCAAUGAAUGAAGGCUGCGGGGGUUGAACUUUGGUAGAUGCUUUGGAAAUCCAUGCAUUUGCAUUGGCAUUUUUUGACACCUGAAAUACUUUUGCUUGGGGUUUAAUCCAUGGGGAAAUAAUGUACACUGGUGUUCUAUGAGUUCUCCAUAGAUUUCUUUUUUUGUAAGGAGGCUUGAGCUGUGUGUUAAGUGCUGUACUGACAGUCAGGUAGCCAAUAGAUGGUAGUGAUGCAUGAGGCUUGAAGUGGGUGAAGCUAGAAAUUGCUUGUGAAGGUCAGGAUUAAGUGCACAAAGAGCCAAAUCUACCCUACUGUAAGCAGCUGUAGCUCUGCUCUCUUACAUGGAUUUGCACCUUUCCCUGGACUGAGUGGCAGAAGGAGGGAGUGUCUGCUCAGAGAUGGGCACUCAUGAGCUCUGCUGAUGUUCUCACAAGUGUCUGGCCAAAGUUCUGCUCUGUGCAUCCCAACCUUGCUUUUGGCACAUCAACUCCCCCUCUCUGUAGCCACCUCUUGGCAUUCAGUCAGGAUGUCUUUCAAGCAUCAGAGGUUC
Molecule: messenger RNA, 7592 nt
Organism: Corapipo altera (White-ruffed manakin)
Lineage: Eukaryota; Metazoa; Chordata; Aves; Passeriformes; Pipridae
Gene: PTPRG
Product: protein tyrosine phosphatase, receptor type G
Exons: 31
Coding region: 1-4479 (1492 amino acids)
Biological process (GO): protein dephosphorylation
Molecular function (GO): protein binding; protein tyrosine phosphatase activity
Source: RefSeq, a predicted model, not a curated record